AUGAUUGAAAAAUUCAUGUUUAGUCCGGAGACCAAAUCGAAGUCAGAUAUUGGGUAUAAUGGGUUUCCAGUACUGUUGAGUUACUUCACAGCACUCCCAGAUCCGAACAUAAUCUCCAGUCCUCAUGUGACGGUGAUAUUCAAAUCUUUGAUGAAGAGAGACUCUACUACCAAAGAAAAGUCAUUAAAUGAAUUACAAGCCAUUUUCAAUCAACAAUCGAAACAAGAACUUAGAGACGAAGGGAUUAUACAAUGUUGGAUCCAGAUCUUUGCCAAGUUGGCUUUCGAUAAUUCCAGAAACGUCCGGUUAUCAGCAUUGAAGGUGCAAGCAAGUUAUCUUCAGUUAAUGGGAGGGAAAGCCUUUUCCAAGUAUUUAAAGAGUUCUUUACCUAUAUGGUUAAGUUUGAUGUACGAUGCUGAUAAGCAGAUCUCUACAAUGGCUUACAGCUCAUUAGUAGACAGUUUCGGUGAUAAAGAAAGAGUAGAUAGUAAGAUUUGGGAGAUUUUCCAUAGUGAGAUUUUACAUUUCAUAGAAGCAAGUUUGUUUUAUGAGACCAAAAAGACUUUAAGUGAUGAAAGGAACACCACCGAUGAUGAUUCAGUUGCUAAACAUGAAAGAAUCAUCAACGGAAGUUUGAAUUUACUCAAUAAGUUGGUGGUUUUGGUGAAUCAAGGAAUGUCCAUAGAUUACUCAUUUGAUGAUUUACUCGAUAAUGAAUUAUUAUGGGAACCAAUGACCCAAUGUUUUGCAUCCAAGACCUUUAAUGCGUCCAUGGCUAACACAUAUCUUGUCCUUAUGAAGUCAAUGUUUCAAGAAGAUCAAGUAGAAAAGGGAAUCCAGAAUAAAUUCUGUAAGCAAUUAUCCAGUGCCAGAAGUAUAUAUAAGCAUGUUCUGAAGAGAUUUAUCAAACAAAUCAAAUUGAAAGCAUCAAAUAAUUCUCAGACGAUUGUCUUUGGGAUGAUGAUUCUUCAAUUUUGGGGGACUUUGAUCAACUUGACUAAAUUCUCAUCUUUAGAAGGGAAGAAAAAACCCAAGGAAAACUUCUGGGAUAUAAGUUCCAGUGGACAAACGAGAUUGAUAGAUUAUAUUCAACUUGGGGCUUGUAAUUCUGAUCCUAUAUAUUACAUUUUAUUGAAGAAUUGUUUGUUGCUCAUACUUCAACAUUCGAACCUUGAGUUUAAAGAAUCCAAAUUGGCCCAAAGCAUCGUAUCAACUAUCGUAUCAGACAUGAAUAAAGUACGUAUUGGGUAUAAGGAGACAGCUUUGGAAUGUUUGAUAGGUUUCACUAGAGCUAUUGAUGAGAAUCUCUUGAAAGAAGCCUUACCUUCAUUAGUUGAGAUUUCUAAUAACAUUAAAGGUCCUAAAGGUAAGUUUCUUGAUUUACUAGCUGAUGCUUUAGGAGAAGAUUCUGAUUCUGCUUUGGAGACUCAACAAAAAGAUAUUCCCCAAUAUAUACGUAGUGGUAAGAAUCCCGUGGAGAUCAAUGCAUUUGUUGAAUUGGUUAAUAAGGUAAGUUUUGAUGUUUCAGGUUUAGUAUCGGAGAUUUUGACGUUGAUCGAAGACGACGGUUGUGCCAAAAGAGGGUUUGAAGUGUUGACCAAAUUAGUGAAGAAGGUGAAAUUGAACGAGAAAGUCACCGAAGAACUUGAAGAAUUCAACUCUUCCGUAGCUAUGUAUAUGGAAAAAGAUACCGAUUACGUAAUUAAUUAUCUUUUCACCAUUUGGGCCAACAAGGAAGCUGAUGUUGAAGUUGUGGAUGAUUUGAUUGUCAAAUUCCAAAUGUUGGAACUUGAUUCUUCCAUUCUCAUCAACAAACUCUUGAACAAGUUUUCAUGGAGAUACGAGGAAUUGCCCGAGGAGUUGAAAGGUUACAUUGAUUCCUUGGUUCCUAAGAAAAAGACCCCUGAAGAAUGGACUUUGGUUAUGAAGUUUGUUGAUUCCUUAUUUGAUGAGAUCUUGGACAACAAUGAUGAAACUGAAGUUGUUAGGAAUUUCACUUCCACCAAGAAAAUCGUAUCCCAAUCACCAAAAUUAGACGGGUUCCUCAGUAAAUGUUGGUCUUUGAACCCAAAAAUCAUUGAUCUGAUUGACCCUGAACUCGUCCGUGGAUCUAUGUGGACUUAUUUGGAAACUGAAGAUGUUAAUUGGGACUUGUUAGCUGGAGAAUUACCAUAUCUCUACUCUCAAUUGGAUUUGAGAUUAACUAAUCUUCCUAAUAUCAAUAAAGAUAUGUUGGCAGUGUCAAAUUCUAUAGGUCAAAACAUCCAUUUGAUCGAAGCUAAAGACGGUCAACCUUUGAGUUUGAAAGUUAUAGAGAAUUUCUUCAAAGUACAAGACCUCGAUACUUAUCAUGGAUUGAUUCUUGGUCAGUAUGUGGAAGAUUAUGUGUUUUUAACAGGCCAGGAUGUUACUUUUGAGUAUAAGAAACCUCUGGUUCAAUACGAAUUUGGUACUGUUAUGGAUACUUUACUUUCCACAACAUCAGAUAAACUUUUGGGCCAAUUAGUCAAUGGACUUGAUGCCAAAGGUGCUAUACAAUCUUAUAGUGCUAGAAUUUUAAAGGAUAUAUUGGAAAAUGCCAGUGAAAACAUCAUAUCCACAGCAUUAGAUCAAUAUGACUUUAAUCCACUUUUAAGGUCACCAGUCAAAUUGGCUAUAACUUUAUCAGCACUCACUAAUCACGUGACACAUACUAAAUUUGAUAGAGUCAGGAAUUAUGUGGUUUCAGAGAUCUUGGGGGUCAAAAACCCUAUUGAUGGAUUGAAAUGGGUGGUUUUAACUGUCAAUUUCCUUGUUGAUGGGUUCAUUAUCCCUCCUCAUAGAUUCAAUAUGAUUGUUAAACAGUUUGAAAAAUGGUUGGACAGUGAAUAUGCCUAUGAACCUGAGUUCAUCCCUAUAAGAAGCCAGAUCACCAAGAUCUUGAGGUUUUUCGAUUCAGAUAACGAUUUGUGUGAAAGAUUGAUCAGUGAUAACUUGGAUUUGAUAAAGAUCUCUCCUCAAGACACUUAUGAACUUAGAUACGCUACCUUGAAGUUCGGAAUAUCCAAAAAUGAGUUAUCGGAUUUAUUGUUUGACGAAACUGUUAUUGAUGCCGACAACAAGGUUAACAAUCAUGUGGUAAUCAUGUGCCUUGAAUUAUUGAAAAGAGCUUUGGGGUCCACAUCCAUUGAUGGAGAUAUCAACAAGUUCAUGGAAUUAUGUCUCAGUACCAAAUUCCAACCAAUCAAACAAAUAUGUAUUGAUCAACUUAUUAUCAAGAUCAAUAAAGCUCAACAAGACUUGGUCAUCGAUUACCAACUCAACAAAGAUGAAGAAAUGGUGGUGAAGUUACCUGAAAUCCUCAUCAAUCAUGUUAAACUGUUCCACUACCAGGAAGACACUGGAAUACACGGUAAUAUUAAUUACUAUGUGGUAUGGUAUUUGUUAUUGAUUCAUUUCAAGGAUAUUACAUAUUCUAUACGUAACCAAUACUUAUCACAGAUCAAGGGGGAUAACUUACUUGAUAAGUUCUUAGAAAUUGUGUUUGAGAUUGAACAGAUUGAUUAUAAGAAAGGUGAAUUUGAUGAUGAGAUUGACAUAGAAUCUGAAACUUUCAUCAUCCAAUUGUAUUAUUUGAGUUGUAAGUAUGUGGGAUCUGAAGUUCAACAAUGGUUCAAUGGAUUAAGAAACGUUCAAAUGAAGCAACACAUUGAAACAUUUACCAAAGCCCAUUGUUCAAGUAAAUUGAUCGAUUUGAUGUUGACAGGGGUUGAAGACAGUAAAAACAAAUUGACCGAUGAUGUAAUGACUCUUAGAGUCAACAGAGUGAUCAAUGAAGUGAGAUCAAUCUUUGAAAUCGAUGACCAAACCAUGGAAAUGGUGAUAAAGAUUCCUUCAAAUUUCCCAUUAGAAAGUGUGGUAGUUGAAGGGCCUAAGAAAGUAGGUUUGAAGGAGAAUGAAUGGAAAGCUUGGUUAUUAUCGUCACAAAGAGUUAUCUCAUUGACCAAUGGUUCAGUUUUGGAAGCCAUAGAAUUGUUCAAAAAGAAUGUCAAUUUACACUUUUCAGGAUUUGAAGAUUGUGCAAUUUGUUACUCUAUUUUACACCAAGAUCAUUCCUUACCAUCCAAGAGCUGUCCAACAUGUUCGAAUAAGUUCCAUGCUGCAUGUUUAUAUAAAUGGUUCAAGAGUAGUGGAAGUAGUACAUGUCCAUUGUGUAGAAGUACAUUUAACUUCAGAAAGACCUAG
This is a messenger RNA of Yamadazyma jaroonii, 4224 nucleotides long. NCBI's taxonomy places the organism in Eukaryota, Fungi, Ascomycota, Pichiomycetes, Serinales, Debaryomycetaceae. The record is from the annotation of a GenBank genome assembly.